GGAGGGGACGCAAGUUCGUUGCAAAUUCAAAUUCAUUCGUCAACAGACUCUCGUGCGAUUCGGUUCAGCUUCAGCGCUCUCUCUCUCUGUCUCUCAGUGUGCCUGUCUCAGACUGUCAGCUUUCAGGCAAAAGCAACAGCAGCAGCAGCAGCAAAAGCAGCUUAAACACUAACAUAGUAGUCGAGCACUAGAGCAUCACAGCGACAGUGACAGUCAACGAUUUGAACGUGAAGCGGCAACAACAGCCAAGGAACAUCCAAGAGCCAAAAGCCAAAAGCAACAAACACUCAUCGCGCGUUUACGCCAAAAAGGUGUUUGCAUUCGACACUCGACGACAGUUUUGUGCCUGUUUCGAGUCGAAAGUUUUUGAAUUCCUCGUUUCAAAAAAGAAGAAAAAUAAAUAAAAAACCGAAAUAGAGAAUCGGGUGGAACCCAUCAAUUUCCUGCUUGGACCUGUCAGCAAUCUAAAAAGCUACCUGGGAUUAGCUGUGACACAUAAUCCGUAAAUAACAACAGCAAUAACAACAACAACAACAACUUCUAUAAUAACUGAAACGAGAACAAAAAAAGAAAACCCUAAAAAAAGAACGAAGAAGACAAACGAAAGCAAAAGUCCAGAAGUUGAGUGUUGAACUGAAGCGAAGACAAGAUGCGUCGCUCCUCAUUCACGCCCGUGUUCAAUUUGAGCACUCAAGAGCCGUUGAUUGUCGUCGAGGAGUCGCAUGCCGCCGAGGAUGGUGACGAUCUGGAGGGCGCCGCCGGCGGGUGUGAUCCCACAGCGACCAAGCGGAGUAACAGCGAUGAUUCCGAGCCGGACUCACCGGUUAAUCCGUAUCUGCUCUGCCCCUUCCCCGACAUGCAGCAGCGACGCAAGCAUUCGUUGCCAUCGCUGCAAAUAACCGAGGGCAUUACCGCCAGCCAGGUGCGACGUCUAUCGGAGGUGGGCGGCGAGACGGGUGGCCUCAGUCCCAAAGAGGUUGAAUUUUUGGCCACGCUAUCGCAGAAGGCCAAUCCAACCGCAGGCGGUCGCCGGCAUUCGGUGGUCACCAUAUCGGCGGUGCCCCCAACGCUCUUCGGACGCAAUCGGCGUGAGUCCAUUUCCGCUGUUUCGUUCAGUGGCAGUCGUCGGGGCAGCGUCAUCGCUGGACCACCGUUGACCGAUCAUCGCGGCAGCAUUCACAACUUGCAGCUGGACAUUAUGGAUGGGAUUGUGCAGCAGCGCAAGACUCGCAGCGGCAGCGGCGUUUGGGCAGCACCCUUAAUCCAGGAGGCGGAUAGCAAUGUGCCCGUGCAGACAUAAGCGAUUGCAGCAGCAGCAGCAGCAGCAGAAGCGAGCACAAACCACAAGUAAUGGGCACACACACACACAC
Messenger RNA from Drosophila albomicans, 1370 nucleotides. RefSeq lists its product as uncharacterized. The transcript is spliced from 4 exons. The record is from RefSeq and is a predicted model, not a curated record. Lineage: Eukaryota; Metazoa; Arthropoda; Insecta; Diptera; Drosophilidae. Bases 650 to 1300 code for a protein of 216 amino acids.